This is a messenger RNA of Plenodomus lingam JN3, 873 nucleotides long. RefSeq lists its product as uncharacterized. Gene Ontology annotation, biological process: mRNA splice site recognition. NCBI's taxonomy places the organism in Eukaryota, Fungi, Ascomycota, Dothideomycetes, Pleosporales, Leptosphaeriaceae. The record is from RefSeq and is a predicted model, not a curated record. Gene Ontology annotation, molecular function: mRNA binding. Gene Ontology annotation, cellular component: U2-type prespliceosome; U1 snRNP.
AUGGCUGCAGCAGAGACGCGUCGCCUGCUCGAGCAGCUUAUGGGCGAGCAGCUCAUGAGCGGAACCGACCAGCGCGCGCCCCAACUCAGCAUCACCGAUCCCAAAGUCUGUCGCUCUUACCUCGUGGGCAACUGCCCCCACGACCUUUUCACCAACACCAAGAACGAACUGGGCCCCUGCAGUAAGGCCCACAAUGAAGCGCUCAAGACCGAGUAUCAAGAGGCCGACGCCGAGCAGAAGCGCCGAUGGGGCUUCGAGUUCGACUACAUGAGAGACAUGCAGCACCACAUCGACAGCUGCAACCGCAAGAUCGACCAGGCGCAGCGAAGACUCGAGAAGACGCCCGAGGAGAUUAGGCAGACAAAUGUCUUGCUCAAAUCAAUUAACGAACUGACCAAAUCCAUUGACGCUGGCAUGCUCGAGGUACAGAUCAUGGGCGAGGAAGGCCUGGUCAACAUGGCCGUCCAAGAAUUCACCAAGAUCCGCAUGAAGAAGGCUGAAAAGGAGGAGCGCGAGAGGGAGUUGAGGGCGUUGUCAGACACGGGCGGACCCUCGGGCCACCAGAAACUGCAGGUGUGCGAUGUCUGCGGUGCCUACCUCAGUCGCCUGGACAAUGAUCGCCGAUUAGCAGACCACUUCUACGGAAAGAUGCAUUUGGGCUACGCUCAGAUGCGCAAGUCUUACGAAACCCUACAAAAGGAGCUCAAGGGCCGUAAUCCACCGCGAGACUCCUAUGCUACACCGGGUGGCGACAUGGACCGCGGCGGAGGCUGGGGCGGAGCUGGCUAUGGUGGCGGCGGCGGCGGUUUCGGAGGCCGUGGAGGGCGGAGAGGUGGUGGCCGUGGGCGACGAGGCGGCGGCGGCGGCUGGUAA